AUGGGACUGACGGGAAAACACGGGGAUCCCUAUUCCUGGAGGAGUGAGUCAACCGGGAGCGAGGAGGGGAGCGCGGGGCGGACAGGAGGGAAGCGGGAGAGGGGCAGCGAGCAGCGCCGGAGCGCGGAGGGAAGCCAGAGGUCGGGACGGAGCGCGCCGGAGCGCAGAGGUCCAAGGCGGGAACGCGAGCGGCGGAAAGAAAAGAGAAGCCGAGCACGCGGCGCGAGCGGUCUGCUGCGGCGGCGUGGGGCGCGCGGCCCGGGAGGGCGCCGGCGGGUGCGGCGGGUGCGGCGGGCGCGGGCGCCUCUCACCUGGCGGGACGCGGCGGCGGCGCCGGAGCUGCGGCCCUCCCGCCCCCUGGCCUCGAGUGUGCGAGGAGGACGCUGGAAUGCGCGGAAUGAGGGCUGGAAUGAGAUGCGCGCCGCGGCGGGAGGGAGGGAGCCGGAGGGAGUGGCGGCCGGGCCACCGGCACCUCGGGGAGGAGACUGCGCCGCGCGCGGGCGGGCGAGGGGCCGGGCCGCCGGGGCGGGGCGGGGCCGGGCCGGGGCGGGCGGCGGGGGAGGGGGCCGAGGGACCGCGGGGACCCCUCCACCCGGGCCUCGGCUGCGGCCCCCACGCCCACUCGCCUUUCGAUCUCUCCGCUCCGACUCUUUGCCUGCUCGUGGCGCGCCCCGCGCCCUCCCCUCCUGGCGGGGUCCCGACUCCCUUUCCCAGGAGCCGAGAGCCUUCCUCUUCGCCGGGGUGGGGCUGUCCCGGGGGCAGGGGUGUGGACGGGGCCCAGACUCCCGCCCCGCCACCCGGCGUCCCUCCGCACGAGUCCCUGGGAGGCCGGGGAAGGGGCGGGCGCCCGGCGCGCAGGAAGGGCUGCUCCCUUCCCUGCGGCUCCCACCAAAGGACACUUGCUCCGGGGAACCAGGAAGCAGGAACUCGCGGGCUCCAUUCCCAGAUCCGCUGCCACUGCCCCCUCGCUUGCCCUCCCCGGCUUUAGCUCUUUCCGUUUUUCUCUCCUUCCCCUUGGGCAUCUGUAAAACCGCCACUACGAGUAAACCGCAUGGGAGAAAGGGCACUCGGUGUGAAGUCCCUGUGGCAUGCCAUGAGACGCCUUGUGGGCUCAGUGACUCAAUGAAUAUUCAUCUAAUAUGCAUGAUGAGUCCAGAUACUGUGAAGAUCAGGAUCAGCCCUCAGCACCUGCCCUCAAAGAGCUCAGAGUUUAGCUGGGGAGGCCUCGGUGUAUACUGCCAUCGAACCAGCCUGGUGCCUGGGAUGGGGAAGUACGUGAUAAAUGCUGCAUACAUGAACAACAAUUGCUACCGUGGAAGAUAUUGAAAGUCCUAUCGAUGACAGAGUUGUUUCCAAGAGAGGUAUUCCAAAAGUGUUUCAAGCAAUGACGGCAUCACUGAGCUAAGCAUCCAGUCCUGCAAGGUGAAGGCGUUGAAGACGCAGCCGUCAUUUGAAUAGAUGAAUUGUGGUAUUCUUGUUAAAUAAUGAAUCAUAUCAAGGCCUGGUCCCACCUCAUGCACAUGAAAAGACCAAAACACAAGGCAGCAUAUCAGCACCACCUGAAGUACACACUAAGCACCAACUAUUUAAUUCAGCAAUCAUGGGGGGCGCGGUGGCUCACGCCUGUCAUCUUAGCAAUAUGGGAGGCCGAGGCAGGUGGAUUGCUUGAGCCCAGGAGUUCAAGACCAUCCUGGGCAUCAUGGUGGCCUGCACCUGUAGUCCCAGCUACUCAGGAGGCUGAGGUGGGAGGAUAGUUUGAGCCCAGAAAGUUGAGGCUGCAGUGAGCCGUGAAUGCACCACUGCACGCCAGCCUGGAUGACAGAUCGAGACCCUGUCUCAAAGUAAUUAAUAAUAAUUAUAUUAAUUCAGCAAUCAUUUGAGUGUUUGUUGACUUUGACACUGCACUAAGGGAAGGGGUAGGUCCCUUUCCUCAAGUAGUUCCAGUCUAGGUGAGAAGACAGACAAUUAUGCAACGCUCAAUGGGAACCCAAGGGAAGGAACAGUGAAAUCCAAUUACAGUGCAUUUGAUCUAGCUCUUGAGAAUAAAUGAGGGUUUGCCAAACUGAGACUGGAAACCCCAUUUAAGACACGUGGAACAGCACCUACAAAGGUGAGGCAGCCUGUCUGCUGGUGUGUUUAGCGAAGGUUUGUAAAUUGGUGUGGCUGGAGAAUAGAGUUGUGGAUAAUAAGAUUUAAGGAAGUGGAUACCAGACUUUGAAGGUCAUUGCGUGCCAUGCUGAAGAUUCGGGCAUCAAAAAAGACACAAGUGCGACAUAAGCAGCAGUGACCGAGUUGGACUGGAGACUCGGGGUGCUUAAAACUCAAGCAGUGGUCCUGAGGUUGAGGAGGAGGGGAAGGAGCUAGGAAACGGUUCAGAUCAUUUGGCUGUGUAGUGAGAGAGAAAACAAAAAUCGCUAACCUUUAACAGCUGAACAAUGGUUGGUGUCAGUAAGUGAGAUAAGAAUUCAGGGCUGGGCGAGGUGGCUCAUGCGUGUAAUCCCAGCACUUUGGGAGGCUGAGGUGGAUGGAUCACAAGGUCAGGAGUUCGAGACCAGCCUGACCAACAUGAAGAAACCCCGUCUCUACUAAAAAUACAAUAUUAGCUGGGCAUGGUGGCGCAUGCCUGUAAUCCCAGCUACUCGGUAGGCUGAGGCAGGAGAAUCACUUGAACCCCGGAGGUGGAGGUUGCAGUGAACUGAGAUCACGACAUUGCACUGCAGCCUGGGCAAAAAGAAUGAAACUCCGUCUCAAAAAAAAAAAAAAAAGGAAUUCAAGCAAAAGGGGAGUGGGGUGAGGUCAGAGGGGAAUCCAGCCAGGUUCAGGGGAUGGAGAGGAAGGCAGGACAGAGUCCAGAGUGGAAACAGGAAAGCAAUCCUAGUGUCAUGUUCAGCGUAGACUGCUGAGAACGAACUUGGAGAUCUUUAUUCCCUCCAAGUCUUAACUAUCCAAGACCAUCAGUGAUCCAAGCUGGGAAGGUGUAUCUUCAGGAUCUUGACUUUCUGGCCCAUACCCUUACAGUCUCCUGGAGAACUCUGGAGCUUUGGGGACCUCAGGCUUGGAGCUGUUGAGGAACGUCUGGGUAAAGGAAAGUUAACAGAUCUACAAAUUCUGAAGAGUUAAAGGCAAGGUGAUUUUACCCACACAUCAGCCCUUCGCAGGGAUGUUUACAUUUGUUAAGGGACAGGACCCUAAUUCACCGACCCUCAGGAAUGAGUCUUUUGGUGGAAAUAUUUCAGCUGUCUGGAUCCUACAAAUGGAUCCUCACUCAAGCUUGAUGAUGGACCAUGCAGGAGGAGUAGAGUAAGGGUGUGGGCAGGGCCGGGUGGUUUCAUGUAGGGGUAUUUGUGUUGGCUAUAUUCCAAAGUCGAAGUUAAAAAUCACAUUAAUUGGGCACAGUGGCUCACAUCAAUAAUCUCAGUACUUUGGGAGGCCGAGGUUGGAGGAUCUCUUGAGCCCAGGAGUUUGAGACCAGCCUAAGCAAUAUAAUGAGACCUUACCUCU
This is a messenger RNA of Pongo pygmaeus (Bornean orangutan), 3501 nucleotides long. RefSeq names its product collagen alpha-1(I) chain-like. NCBI's taxonomy places the organism in Eukaryota, Metazoa, Chordata, Mammalia, Primates, Hominidae. The transcript has 2 exons. The record is from RefSeq and is a predicted model, not a curated record. The coding region runs from base 1 to 1326 and encodes 441 amino acids.